This is a messenger RNA of Diabrotica balteata, 1997 nucleotides long. The record is from the annotation of a GenBank genome assembly. NCBI's taxonomy places the organism in Eukaryota, Metazoa, Arthropoda, Insecta, Coleoptera, Chrysomelidae.
GUCAAAGCAUUAAGCAAAAAGUGAAUAUCCUACUCUCAUUCCCAUUCAUGCGUAUUUUGUAUUUUGUAUUUUGAUGAAUCUAAAAAAUAUUGAAAUUAAUGAAUUUUAUUAUUUAAACGUGUUUGAUAAAAGUAUGAACUGUAUGGACUAGUAGCAUUGUGGUAUUUAAUAGUCGUUGAGAAUAUGAAUGAAGCCUCUUCAGUAGGAGGUCCUACAGGACCUUUAACCAUAAACAAGGAUCUUAUUGUUAAGGAAGGAUGGUUGCAAAAAAGAGGAGAGCACUGGAAAAACUGGAGACCAAGGUAUUUCAUCCUGCUCAAUUACGGAGCAUUGGUCGGUUUUAAAAGUAAACUAGAAGACUACUACCAUGUUGAACCACUAAACAAUUUUACUGUAAAAGGUUGCCAGAUCAUGUCCAUCGACAGACCAAAACCUUUUACAUUUAUCAUAAGGGGAUUGCAGUGGACUACAGUCAUUGAGAGGAUGUUUUGUGUUGAAAGUGAACAAGAAAGAGAAGAAUGGGUAGCUGCUAUAAAAAUGGUAUCUGAAAAGAUAUCAGAUUGCGAAGACGUAGAAAUGAAUCCAGCCAACAGCGAAACUGGCACUAUGGAAGAUCUAUGUGAGAAGUUCUCUCUCCAAGGUACUUCAAUUUCUAAAUCGACUGGAAAACGAAAAGUAACUCUGGAGAGCUUUGAGUUUAUCAAGGUGCUGGGAAAAGGUACUUUUGGUAAGGUGAUUUUGUGUAGAGAAAAGGCAACUGGCCGGUUGUAUGCUAUUAAGAUUCUCAAGAAGGAAGUGAUCAUUCAAAAGGAUGAGGUGGCUCAUACUCAAACUGAAAAUCGUGUUCUAAGAACCACUCAUCAUCCGUUUUUGACUUCAUUAAAAUAUUCUUUUCAAACCAAUGACCGUUUGUGCUUUGUGAUGGAAUAUGUCAAUGGAGGAGAACUUUUCUUUCACUUGUCUAGAGAACGGGUAUUUUCUGAAGAUAGAACUCGUUUUUAUGGUGCUGAAAUAAUCUCUGCCUUAGCCUAUCUCCACUCACAAGGUAUCAUUUACAGAGACCUCAAAUUGGAAAAUUUGCUUCUUGACAAAGACGGUCAUAUUAAAAUAGCAGAUUUUGGACUAUGCAAAGAAGAUAUAACUUAUGGAAGAACUACAAAGACUUUCUGUGGUACCCCGGAAUAUUUAGCCCCAGAAGUACUAGAAGACAACGACUAUGGCAGGGCUGUUGACUGGUGGGGAAUUGGUGUUGUUAUGUAUGAAAUGAUGUGUGGCAGAUUGCCCUUCUACAACCGUGACCACGAUGUCCUAUUUACUCUCAUACUGAUGGAAGAAGUCAAGUUUCCGAAGAAUUUGAGCACCGAAGCCAAGGAGCUGCUUGCUGGAUUGCUCGUGAAGGACCCCACGAAGAGAUUAGGAGGAGGACCUGAAGAUGCCAAGCAGAUUAUGGCUCAUCCCUUCUUCAGCAGCAUCAACUGGCGAGAUUUGGAACUGAAAAAGAUUCCUCCACCGUUUAAACCCCAAGUAAUCAGCGACAUCGAUACGAGAUACUUCGACUCGGAAUUUACGGGAGAAAGCGUCGAAUUAACGCCCCCGGACACCAGCAGACCUUUGGGUUCCAUCCAAGAAGAGCCCUAUUUUCCUCAGUUCAGUUUUCAAGAUUUAUCAUCUACAUUGGGCAGUUCAGCUUACAUUAGCGGCAGUAUGACUAGCGUAGCUCCAAUGCAGUGACUCCUGUUGUUGGCUAAUAUUCUGGGUACUUAUAAGGAUACAACCUACAUAUACACUAUAAGUUAUAAAUUAUCAUUUUUGUGAUAAUCUGAUAUACAUAUGUAAAUAAAAUAAACCAAUAAUUUGUUUUAAAAACAUACUGUAGUUCACUUGUAUAUAAAUAAGUUAUUCUAUUUUGUAGAUUUUGUAAUUCACAUUUUUUUAUGUGUAAUCUGGAGGAAGUUAAUUGUUUUUUUGCUUAUUCAAAAAUAAAUGUUACGAUAUUU